Messenger RNA from Ylistrum balloti, 1404 nucleotides. RefSeq names its product tetraspanin-9-like. Lineage: Eukaryota; Metazoa; Mollusca; Bivalvia; Pectinida; Pectinidae. Gene Ontology annotation, cellular component: membrane. The transcript has 8 exons. The coding region runs from base 90 to 791 and encodes 233 amino acids. The record is from RefSeq and is a predicted model, not a curated record.
AUGCUGUUCCAUGGUUAACUGAAACCCGUUUCGUUUUGACACUUUUUCGGAUUUCGUAGUGACGUCUAAGUAACUUAUAUACAGUCAAGAUGGCAGGUGGAAACAAAGCAGCACGCGUUGUGUUUUUGAUAUGUGAUUUCAUUUUCCUGUUAAUGGGAAUAGGCAUAUUCAUAGCUGGAAUAUACCUGAAGGUCUCUCGGGCUGACUUCACAGAGGUGCUAGACAGCAGGGAGUUUAACUUUGCCACAGCACUGAUGGUGUCCGCUGGAAUUAUUGUGGUUGUUGUUGCCAUUAUUGGUUUGAUUGGGGAGCGCCUCCAGAAUCAAUGUGUACUUGGAGUCUACCUGAUUUGUGUUAUACUGAUCUUCUGUAUGGAACUUGCAGCUGGGAUUACUGGAGCCAUCUACAGAAAUAAGAUAGAAGAUGCCCUGAGAAGUGACAUGUUGUCAGGACUACAGAACUCAGACAAACGUAAUGCUUGGGAUGAAGUCCAGGAAAGGUAUGAAUGCUGUGGCGUACAUAAUGCAACAGACUGGAACAACGUGUUCGACCCCAGAAACCCGACCUGGAUUCCAGACUCGUGCUGUGGCUAUGAAAACUGUGGAACAACAGGAAGUCAAGUAGCUUGGACUAUUGGUUGUUUUGACGAUGCAAAAGAAUGGCUGGAAAUGAACUACUUGACUAUUGUUCUUGUAGCUAUUAUUGAAGCUGUUCUUCAGGUAUUACUUAUCAUAAUGCCCAUUGUGCUGAUAUACUUUAUAAGACGAGAGAAAAAAUACCGAUACAUGUGAUGAACUGACUUGUCACCAUGGUUACACAAUGUUGAGAAUUGAUUAGCUGUGUGUGGUCACAAGUGUAUGGCUGAUGUAGGCUGUAUGUGGUCAUGAUUAUGAAACUGAUGUUGAGUUAAAUUUAAAUUUGGAGAACAUUUAAAUGAAGUGUUUAUGCAAAUUGUUUUAGGAAACUAAACAAAACGUAAACACGUUUCUUGCCGUUCAUUUCUGAACUGUUCCAAUGGAUAUACCAUCAUCUAAAGCGAUGAUAACGGCCCAAAAGACAUUGGUUGACUACGAACAAUCAGGAAGGGUUCUUUAUCUAGGAUGAAAUAUUGUUUACAUAUAUUUACUGUCACAAAAAUCCAGCACAUACAUGUAACUGCAUUCCAGUAGUUUGGAAACUGGAUUAAAUCCAAGUGUCUCGCGUUCCUGCAGCAGCAAUUACUGUUUAUAUCCUAAUUAGCCACCAAUGUAUCCUUACAAAUUAUCUUUUGUUCUAUCAGACGUGUAGAUGCUUUAUUAUGAUUGGAAGGCUAUAUGUAAUCUUAAUUCAAAACAAUAUGUUUUUUUAAACUUGAGAAGGCAAACCUACUGUUGUAUUAUUAAAAUGUCUCACAAUUUGCAAUAA